AUGGAAAAGUCUACUGGCGCUGAUGAUACAUUCAUCGCGACGGUCGAUGUGCCUGCAACUGCCGCUGUGAUGGAUUUUGUCUUUAGCGACGGCGGUGCCAUUUACGACAACGCCGACCGCGCAGAUUUCCACGCUCCGGUUCGCAACGCUUCGCAAAAACUCGAGAUUGCGCGAAUGAGUUCAGUUUUGCAACGAUUUCAAGAAAUUACGACUGCUCGACACGCAAAAGAGAAGGCUGAUAAGAUCAAGAAGGACAAGCGAGAUAAGGCGAAAGCGGAGGCAAAGGCGAAGGCGCAAGCGGUGACGCUCAAGCAGCAAGAGCAUGUACUUUUCACAGAGCCGGGUCAGUUGGAGGCAGGCAAAAUCAUGAAGCUGUUCUAUAAUCCCAAUAACACGUCGCUCAAAGGGUCUGAGCGCGUGUUUAUCGUGGGGAGUUGGAACAGAUGGUCGCACGAAAAGACUUUCAAACUCCCCAUGACUGAGGUUCUUGUCAAGGGCGAAAAGCGCAUGGAAGUUGAGUUGAACAUCCCUACCGACGCGUACAUGAUGGAUUUCGUGUUCUCCAACGGAAACCACGAAGGAGCUCACUACGAUAACCGUAACAACAUGGACUAUCACAUUCCCGUGAUCGGAGGCAAGGAUGAAAAAGGUGUCGCCGUGGUGGAGAAGCCGCUUCACGUCGUGAGCGUGAGCGUCGAAAUGGCUCCAAUCGCCAAGGUUGGUGGCCUUGGUGAUGUUGUCACAUCACUCGGAUUGGCUGUUCAAGCGGAAGGGCACAAAGUUGAAGUCGUUCUUCCGAAAUACGACGUCCUCAAGUACGAUCUCAUCGAAGACUUGAAGGAGGAGGAAGGCUUUCAGUGGGGUGGCUGUUACAACCACGUUUUCAGCGGUACCGUAGAGGGAGUGAAGACUUACUUCAUCGAUCCAGACAAUGGUAUGUUCAAGGUUGGCAUGAUUUACGGUACCGACUACUUGGAGAUUCCUUUGACGGAUGCCGAGAGAUUUGGAUACUUUAGUCGAGCAGCUUUGGAAUGGAUGUUGCAAAGCGGUCGACAGCCCGACAUCAUUCACUGUCACGAUUGGCAAACCGCACCCGUGGCCAAGGUGUACUGGGAAGACUAUCACAACUAUGGCUUAGGUAACCCUCGAGUGGUGUUCACCAUUCACAACCUCGACUUUGGUCAAAGCUUGAUCCGCGAGGCGAUGGAUUACAGUCAAAUUGGGACAACGGUGUCGAGAUCGUACGCGCAAGAGAUUUCAGGUCACGACUCCAUCUCUCAUCAACUCCAAAAAUUCCACGGCGUGGUGAACGGGAUCGAUCCCGAUAUCUGGGAUCCAGCGAAUGACAAGUGCUUACCGGUAUCAUAUGAGAUAGACACAGUUGCUGAAGGCAAGGCGGCUUGUCGCGCAGCUUUGUGCUCGAGGAGUAACAUUUCAAACAAGAGCGACGUACCGCUCAUCGGCGUCGUAACGCGUCUUACGCAUCAAAAAGGAAUUCAUCUGAUCAAGCACGCCAUUUUCAAAGCGCUCGAGCGAGGUUGUCAGGUCGUGCUGCUCGGAAGCGCCCCGGAUCCGAACGUGCAGCGCGAGUUUGAAGACAUGGCGAAUGCUUUGAAACAGAACCAUUUCAACGAUGCCGCCUUGCACUUGUACUUUGACGAACCGUUAUCGCACCUGAUCUACGCUGGUUCCGAUAUGAUUCUCGUGCCGUCGAUGUUCGAACCGUGUGGUUUAUCUCAGCUCAUUGCGAUGCGAUAUGGCACCGUUCCCGUCGUUCGUCGUACGGGCGGUCUCGCGGACACUGUAUUUGAUUACGAUCACGAUCACGCCAAGGCUGAAUGGGAAGGAAUGACACCGAAUGGAUUUCAGUUCGACGGUACAGAAGCGCACGAUAUUGACUACGCGUUGAACCGUGCCAUUGAUCUGUUCUACAACGACAUAGAAAAAUUCCACGCCUUGCAAGCAAACUGCAUGUCGUGCGAUUUCUCAUGGAACAGACCCGCGUUGGAUUACAUUGAGCUGUACCACGCGGCAAGAAAAUAG
This is a messenger RNA of Ostreococcus lucimarinus CCE9901, 2043 nucleotides long. RefSeq lists its product with no specific name. Bases 1 to 2043 code for a protein of 680 amino acids. The transcript has a single exon. The record is from RefSeq and is a predicted model, not a curated record. Gene Ontology annotation, molecular function: alpha-1,4-glucan glucosyltransferase (UDP-glucose donor) activity; starch binding. Lineage: Eukaryota; Viridiplantae; Chlorophyta; Mamiellophyceae; Mamiellales; Bathycoccaceae.